Saccoglossus kowalevskii is the source of this 402-nucleotide messenger RNA. RefSeq lists its product as uncharacterized. Gene Ontology annotation, biological process: carbohydrate metabolic process; regulation of transcription by RNA polymerase II. Lineage: Eukaryota; Metazoa; Hemichordata; Enteropneusta; Harrimaniidae. The record is from RefSeq and is a predicted model, not a curated record. Gene Ontology annotation, molecular function: DNA-binding transcription factor activity; RNA polymerase II cis-regulatory region sequence-specific DNA binding; hydrolase activity, hydrolyzing O-glycosyl compounds.
AUGACGCAUGGCCAUGGCGUCGAUUGGUUGGGACAUGCCCCAUGGGGACUACGAAAACUGUUACAAUGGAUGAAAGAAGAGUACAGCAAUCCAGUCAUUUAUAUCACCGAGAACGGGGUGCCUAAACGCAGUGAUACACAAGCAAUGUUAAACGACACCUGGCGCUCUAUGUAUUACUUGUCAAAUAUCAACAAACACUCAAAGAAAUUAGACGGCGUCAACGUUGAUGGUUAUUUUGCGUGGUCGUUGCUUGAUAACUUCGAAUGGACAGAUGGAUAUGCUGCUCGAUUUGGUCUGCACUUCCUAAACUUUGAUGACCCCGGCAGACUGCGACAGCAAAGGGAAUCCGCCAAGGUAUAUGCAGAAAUAACACACAACAACGGAUUUCCGGUAGAGAACUGA